CGCGGCCGUGGCCGCCCCGGCCCGGGGCAGUGAGUGCGCCCGCCGCGACCUGCCCGCCGCUGCCAUGGCCGAAGUGCGCAAAUUCACCAAGCGGCUCAGCAAGCCCGGCACGGCGGCCGAGCUCCGGCAGAGCGUGUCGGAGGCCGUGCGGGGCUCCGUGGUGCUGGAAAAGACCAAAAUUGUUGAGCCCUUGGACUAUGAGAAUGUUAUCACCCAAAGGAAAACCCAGAUUUACAGCGACCCCCUCAGAGACCUGCUUAUGUUUCCAAUGGAAGAUAUCUCUAUCUCGGUGAUAAGUCGUCAGCGCAGAACAGUGCAGUCCACUGUACCAGAAGAUGCUGAGAAGAGGGCCCAAAGUUUGUUUGUCAAAGAGUGUAUUAAAACCUAUAGCACAGAUUGGCAUGUGGUAAACUACAAGUAUGAAGACUUCUCUGGAGACUUUCGAAUGUUGCCAUGCAAAUCUCUGCGACCAGAAAAGAUUCCCAGUCACGUAUUUGAGAUUGACGAGGACUGUGAGAAAGACGAGGAUUCCUCUUCGCUGUGUUCUCAGAAGGGUGGCGUCAUAAAACAAGGCUGGUUGCAUAAAGCAAAUGUAAAUAGUACCAUCACGGUCACCAUGAAGGUAUUCAAGAGACGGUAUUUUUACUUGACUCAGCUUCCUGACGGUUCAUACAUUCUCAACUCCUACAAAGAUGAGAAAAACUCCAAAGAAUCUAAAGGUUGCAUCUACUUGGACGCCUGCAUUGACGUUGUUCAGUGCCCCAAAAUGCGCCGUCACGCAUUUGAACUCAAGAUGCUAGAUAAGUAUAGCCAUUAUCUGGCUGCUGAAACUGAGCAGGAAAUGGAGGAAUGGUUGCUAACUUUGAAAAAGAUUAUUCAGAUCAAUACCGACAGUUUAGUGCAAGAGAAAAAGGAGACAGUAGAAACAACCCAAGAAGAUGAAACUAGCAGCCAAGGAAAAGCCGAGAACAUCAUGGCCAGUUUGGAAAGGAGCAUGCAUCCGGAACUGAUGAAGUAUGGCAGAGAAACUGAACAGCUAAACAAACUCAGUAGAGGGGAUGGAAGACAGAAUCUCUUUUCUUUUGAUUCGGAGGUCCAGAGGUUGGACUUUUCAGGAAUUGAACCUGAUAUAAAGCCAUUUGAGGAGAAGUGCAAUAAACGUUUCCUGGUGAACUGCCAUGAUUUAACUUUCAAUAUCUCGGGUCAAGUUGGAGACAAUGCAAAAGGACCACCCACAAAUGUUGAACCCUUUUUUAUCAAUCUCGCCUUAUUCGACGUAAGGAACAACUGCAAGAUUUCAGCUGACUUCCACGUAGACCUGAAUCCCCCAUCUGUCCGGGAAAUGCUGUGGGGCCCUUCAGCCCAGGUGGCUGGUGAUGGAAACCUGACGAGCUCUUCCCCGGAGCCUUUCAUUCAUGGAAUUGCUGAAUCCCAGUUACGCUACAUAAAGCAGGGAAUUUUCUCAGUGACGAAUCCGCAUCCUGAAAUUUUUCUGGUUGCAAGAAUUGAAAAGGUGCUCCAGGGAAACAUUGCGCACUGUGCAGAACCCUACAUCAAAAAUUCAGACCCAGCAAAGACGGCCCAGAAGGUGCACAGGACAGCAAAGCAAGUGUGUAGCCGCCUUGGACAAUACAGAAUGCCCUUUGCUUGGGCUGCCAGACCCAUUUUCAAAGAUACUCAAGGUUCUCUGGAUCUGGAUGGGAGAUUUUCUCCUUUGUAUAAACAAGACAGUAGCAAGCUUUCAAAUGAAGACAUUCUCAAGUUGCUCUCAGAAUACAAGAAGCCAGAGAAGACCAAAUUGCAGAUUAUUCCUGGGCAGCUCAACAUCACAGUAGAAUGUGUUCCUGUGGAUUUAUCAAAUUGUAUUACUUCAUCAUAUGUGCCCCUAAAGCCUUUCGAAAAGAAUUGUCAAAAUAUUACUGUGGAGGUCGAAGAGUUUGUUCCAGAAAUGACAAAAUACUGUUAUCCAUUUACUGUUUACAAAAACCAUCUGUAUGUAUAUCCCUUGCAAUUAAAAUACGAUAGCCAGAAAACAUUUGCCAAGGCAAGGAACAUUGCGGUCUGUGUGGAAUUCCGGGAUUCAGAUGAAAGCGACGCUAGCGCUCUAAAGUGUAUUUACGGAAAACCCGCUGGGUCUGUUUUUACCACAAAUGCUUAUGCUGUUGUCUUGCAUCACAACCAAAAUCCAGAGUUCUAUGAUGAGAUUAAAAUCGAGCUUCCCAUUCACCUGCAUCAAAAACAUCAUUUGCUUUUUGCUUUUUAUCAUGUGAGUUGUGAAAUUAAUACAAAGGGAACAACCAAAAAGCAAGACACAGUUGAAACUCCAGUUGGCUUUGCGUGGGUACCUUUGCUGAAGGAUGGUAGAAUCAUUACAUUUGAGCAGCAGCUGCCAGUUUCCGCCAAUCUUCCUCCGGGCUACUUGAAUCUGAAUGAUGCAGAAUCAAGAAGGCAAUCUAAUGUGGAUAUUAAGUGGGUAGACGGUGCAAAGCCUUUGUUGAAGAUUAAAAGCCACUUAGAGUCUACGAUUUAUACUCAAGAUCUCCAUGUACACAAAUUCUUCCAUCAUUGCCAGCUGAUUCAGUCAGGCUCAAAAGAGGUUCCGGGGGAGCUCAUUAAAUAUUUAAAGUGUUUGCAUGCCAUGGAGAUCCAAGUCAUGAUACAGUUUCUACCUGUAAUUCUUAUGCAACUCUUCCGGGUUCUCACAAAUAUGACCCACGAAGAUGACGUUCCUAUCAACUGCACCAUGGUUCUCUUACAUAUCGUUUCGAAGUGCCAUGAAGAAGGCUUGGAUAAUUAUUUAAGAUCCUUCAUCAAGUAUAGCUUCCGACCUGAAAAACCGAGCGCCCCUCAGGCCCAGCUGAUACACGAAACCCUGGCUACCACGAUGAUUGCCAUAUUGAAACAGUCUGCCGACUUUUUAGCAAUAAACAAACUGCUAAAGUACUCAUGGGUCUUUUUUGAAAUUAUUGCAAAGUCUAUGGCCACAUACUUGUUGGAAGAGAAUAAAAUUAAGCUUCCCAGAGGCCAGAGAUUUCCAGAGACAUAUCAUCAUGUCUUACAUUCGUUGCUUCUCGCAAUAAUUCCCCACGUGACUAUUCGCUAUGCCGAGAUUCCCGAUGAGUCCCGAAAUGUCAAUUAUAGUUUGGCUAGCUUCCUGAAGCGCUGCCUGACGCUAAUGGAUAGAGGAUUUGUUUUCAAUUUGAUAAACGACUACAUAUCUGGAUUCAGCCCCAAAGAUCCCAAGGUUCUGGCCGAAUACAAGUUUGAAUUUCUGCAAACAAUUUGCAAUCACGAACAUUACAUUCCUCUGAAUUUGCCAAUGGCAUUUGCAAAACCUAAACUCCAGCGUGUUCAAGAUUCAAAUCUUGAAUACAGUUUAUCAGAUGAAUAUUGCAAGCAUCACUUCUUGGUUGGUUUACUUCUGAGGGAAACCUCCAUUGCUCUCCAAGACAAUUAUGAGAUCAGAUAUACAGCUAUCUCUGUCAUAAAGAAUCUUUUGAUAAAACAUGCAUUUGACACUAGAUACCAACACAAGAACCAACAGGCCAAAAUAGCACAAUUGUACCUACCGUUUGUUGGACUGCUCUUGGAAAAUAUACAGCGGUUAGCAGGUCGAGAUACCUUGUAUUCUUGCGCAGCCUUGCCUAAUUCUGCAUCCAGGGAUGAGUUUGCAUGUGGCUUCACUUCACCUACAAAUAGAGGGAGUCUGAGCACUGACAAAGACACUGCUUAUGGGGCUUUUCAAAAUGGACAUGGAAUCAAGAGGGAAGAUUCAAGAGGUUCCCUCAUCCCAGAAGGAGCAACAGGAUUUCCAGAUCAGAGCGGAACUGUUGAAAAUACCCGACAGAGUUCUACAAGGGGUAGUGUAUCCCAGUAUAACCGACUCGACCAGUAUGAAACCAGAAGCCUCUUAAUGUGUUACCUGUAUAUAGUAAAAAUGAUUUCUGAAGAUACUCUCUUAACUUACUGGAAUAAAGUAUCUCCUCAGGAGCUCAUAAACAUUCUCAUACUUCUAGAAGUGUGUUUGUUUCACUUUAGAUAUAUGGGGAAAAGAAACAUAGCAAGGGUGCACGAUGCCUGGCUGUCAAAGCACUUUGGAAUAGACCGAAAAUCGCAAACCAUGCCAGCUCUUCGAAACAGAUCAGGGGUAAUGCAGGCCCGACUUCAGCAUCUUAGCAGCCUGGAAAGUUCGUUUACACUUAAUCACAGCUCUGCAACCAGCGAAGCAGACAUUUUCCAUCAGGCACUUCUUGAAGGCAACACUGCUACUGAAGUUUGCUUAACGGUGCUGGAUACCAUCUCCUUUUUCACCCAGUGCUUCAAGAGUCAACUUUUAAAUAACGACGGCCACAACCCAUUAAUGAAAAAAGUAUUUGAUAUUCAUCUGGCUUUCCUUAAAAAUGGACAGUCUGAAGUGUCGCUGAAACAUGUUUUUGCCUCACUACGAGCUUUCAUCAGUAAGUUUCCCUCAGCCUUUUUCAAGGGAAGGGUGAACAUGUGUGCUGCAUUUUGCUAUGAGGUUUUAAAGUGCUGCACCUCGAAGAUUAGCUCAACCAGGAACGAAGCAUCUGCACUUUUGUACCUUCUGAUGAGAAACAACUUUGAGUAUACCAAAAGGAAAACCUUUUUGAGGACACAUCUUCAGAUCAUAAUCGCGGUGAGCCAGCUGAUAGCCGACGUGGCGCUAAGCGGAGGAUCGCGAUUUCAGGAGUCUCUGUUCAUUAUCAACAAUUUUGCAAACAGUGACAGACCCAUGAAGGCAACUGCUUUUCCCACAGAAGUCAAAGACUUGACUAAGAGAAUCCGUACCGUUCUUAUGGCUACUGCUCAAAUGAAGGAGCACGAGAAAGAUCCUGAAAUGCUCAUUGAUCUCCAGUAUAGCUUGGCCAAGUCCUAUGCAAGCACCCCAGAGCUCAGGAAAACCUGGCUCGACAGCAUGGCCAAGAUUCAUAUAAAGAAUGGAGACUUUUCAGAGGCAGCAAUGUGUUAUGUCCACGUGGCCGCUUUGGUUGCAGAGUUUCUUCAUCGAAAAAAAUUAUUCCCUAAUGGAUGUUCAGCCUUCAAGAAAAUUACUCCCAAUAUAGAUGAAGAAGGAGCAAUGAAAGAAGAUGCUGGAAUGAUGGAUGUCCAUUAUAGUGAAGAAGUGUUGCUGGAGUUGCUAGAACAAUGUGUGGAUGGCUUAUGGAAAGCAGAACGUUAUGAAGUGAUUUCUGAGAUUUCCAAGUUGAUCAUUCCAAUUUAUGAGAAACGUCGUGAAUUUGAGAAACUUACUCAAGUUUAUAGAACUCUUCAUGGAGCUUACACAAAAGUUCUAGAGGUUAUGCAUACAAAAAAAAGACUUUUAGGAACUUUCUUCAGAGUUGCCUUUUAUGGCCAAUCUUUCUUUGAAGAAGAAGAUGGGAAGGAGUACAUCUAUAAAGAACCAAAGCUCACCGGCCUCUCAGAGAUUUCCCUGAGACUUGUGAAACUUUAUGGUGAAAAAUUUGGCACAGAGAAUGUUAAAAUAAUUCAGGAUUCUGACAAGGUGAAUGCCAAAGAGCUCGAUCCAAAAUAUGCUCAUAUCCAAGUCACUUACGUGAAGCCCUACUUUGAUGACAAAGAACUCACAGAAAGAAAGACCGAGUUUGAAAGAAACCAUAAUAUCAACAGAUUUGUUUUUGAAGCUCCUUAUACAUUAUCCGGCAAAAAGCAAGGUUGCGUAGAAGAACAAUGCAAACGCCGCACAAUCUUGACUACUUCCAACUCCUUUCCAUAUGUGAAGAAGAGGAUCCCUAUAAACUAUGAGCAGCAGAUUAAUUUAAAGCCCAUCGAUGUUGCUACUGACGAAAUCAAAGAUAAAACGGCAGAGCUGAAAAAACUUUGCUCUUCUGCUGACGUGGACAUGAUUCAGCUCCAGCUGAAAUUGCAGGGCUGCGUCUCAGUGCAGGUAAAUGCUGGUCCAUUAGCAUACGCAAGGGCUUUCUUAAAUGAUAGCCAAGCUAGCAAGUAUCCACCUAAGAAAGUAAAUGAGUUGAAAGACAUGUUUAGGAAAUUCAUACAGGCAUGCAGCAUUGCGCUUGAACUAAAUGAGCGGCUAAUUAAAGAGGAUCAAAUUGAGUACCAUGAAGGGCUCAAGUCAAAUUUCAGAGACAUGGUGAAAGAAUUGUCUGACAUUAUCCACGAGCAGAUACUACAAGAAGACACGAUCCAUUCCCCCUGGAUGAGCAACACAUUACAUGUAUUUUGUGCAAUUAGUGGUACAUCGAGCGACAGAGGUUAUGGUUCCCCAAGAUACACUGCUGAAAUCUGAGGACAUGCAGAUGCAAAGUGACAACGAGACUGACCUUUCUCAGGAAUAAUCGGAGCUGUGCAAAUGUUAAAAUUUAAAGAUUUGAUAUACAUGGAGUGUUUCUUCCUGACACCAAAAUUUUCAUGCUUUCAAACAGGGUGCUUACAUAUUUGUAAAUAUUUAAGCAACUUGAAAGUGCCUGGAAAAUUGCACCACUGUGCUUGGUUUGUACUUUUUUAGGUAAAUCUAUAUACGGAAAAGUAGAGCUCAAAAACAUUAAUUCAAUUUGCUUAAUUAUUGCUUCAGAUAAUAAUGGUACUGUGUAAAAUUGUAUAAUGGAACACAAUAAAAGGUAAAACU
This is a messenger RNA of Neomonachus schauinslandi (Hawaiian monk seal), 6628 nucleotides long. RefSeq names its product dedicator of cytokinesis 11 (gene DOCK11). Gene Ontology annotation, molecular function: guanyl-nucleotide exchange factor activity. Gene Ontology annotation, biological process: marginal zone B cell differentiation; positive regulation of GTPase activity; small GTPase-mediated signal transduction. NCBI's taxonomy places the organism in Eukaryota, Metazoa, Chordata, Mammalia, Carnivora, Phocidae. The transcript is spliced from 53 exons. The coding region runs from base 65 to 6289 and encodes 2074 amino acids. The record is from RefSeq and is a predicted model, not a curated record.